GAAGUUGUGAACAUAAAUAUCCUGACUGUUGUGACUUGUACAAUCUAUUACAAAAAAAUGGCUCAAGUUCUAAGUGCACUUGUACUGUUGAUGCUGACGAUUAUCCCAACCGUGACAGCAAACGCAGAUCAAUGCGUGGGCAAAUCGUUCUUUCAACCUUGUGGAGAUGGUGGUAGAUGUGUAUGCCCGAACCUGAAUAAAAUCACCGAACUUAAUCCUAGUAAAAUAAGGGUGUGCUCGGUUGACACAAAAUUCGUCUGCAAAAGGACAGAAUGUUUAAAUGUAAGCGGCAGAUUUGUAGACCCUAAAAAGACGGCAAACGGUGGUUAUCUGCAUUGUAAUGAUGACACAGAAUGGAAACCAUUUCAAGUGCACGUUAAAUUUGUGUUGCCCCGUGUAUCAGGGAAAGUUUUCUCGAAAAUAAUAACUGAAACUUCUCUCAUAUCCAAUAAACUGACCGGAAUGUAACAAAAACUCUAAAUAAAAUACUGU
Messenger RNA from Ruditapes philippinarum (Manila clam), 492 nucleotides. RefSeq lists its product as uncharacterized. The record is from RefSeq and is a predicted model, not a curated record. NCBI's taxonomy places the organism in Eukaryota, Metazoa, Mollusca, Bivalvia, Venerida, Veneridae. The transcript has 4 exons. The coding region runs from base 58 to 468 and encodes 136 amino acids.